This is a messenger RNA of Hydractinia symbiolongicarpus, 1512 nucleotides long. RefSeq names its product ataxin-7-like protein 3. The record is from RefSeq and is a predicted model, not a curated record. The transcript is spliced from 16 exons. Bases 53 to 1192 code for a protein of 379 amino acids. Lineage: Eukaryota; Metazoa; Cnidaria; Hydrozoa; Anthoathecata; Hydractiniidae. Gene Ontology annotation, cellular component: SAGA complex; DUBm complex. Gene Ontology annotation, biological process: positive regulation of DNA-templated transcription; regulation of transcription by RNA polymerase II. Gene Ontology annotation, molecular function: transcription coactivator activity.
GUGAAAUGAAAUUUGUAACAGCAUUCGGUAGUGUUGGUUGUCUUCAAAAGGCAUGAACCCAUUUUCUUUUAAAGAAAUGAAAGAUAUAUGCAUUGAUGAUACUAAUGAACCGAUUGUUCAGUAUAUGUAUGAGAUAAUCGAUAUAUGUACGUUGGGUGUAUGUUUUGAUAUUCAUCGAUCCAUUAAACUUGGUUAUUGGGACUUGGAGAACAUAGAUCAUGAGUCUCAAAAAGAAUUUGAAAUUGUAGAUCAAGCUGGUUUGGAUGUUUUCGGUCAGCAACCUGUCAAGAAACAGCAAGAAUGUGUUUGUCCAAACUGUUCACGAACUCUUGCUGCUAAUCGUUUUGCACCUCACCUCGAGAAAUGCAUGGGAAUGGGAAGAAACAGCAGUCGCAUCGCUAGUAAAAGGCUACAGACUAGUGGACGUAUUGAAGAUUUUGAUGCUGAUAAUGAUAUUGACUAUGAUUGGAGUUAUGAUUACGAAAGAAAAAGUCGCAGAACGAAAAAAGACAAAGAAAAGAUCACCAACUCGCCGAAACGAUCAAAACUUCGAAAAGCUGAAAGCAGUAUCGGCUUGUCUAGUCUUAUCAACAAUAGUAAUGGCGGCUCACGUCCUGGUACGCCAUGUUCAACAGCGAGUGGAGAUAUUGGAACUAGCAUUAAAGCUGGACCAACUCUCCAAGCAUUAGAAGCGCUAAGUCGAGGUAUGGUGUGGAAUCAAUUGAAAUUGAAAAUUUAUGUAAAUGAACAGUUGAGUUAUUGUAAUGGUAUUUUAACUCUUUGUUGUUGUUGUUUUUUAUUUUCAGAGGAGAAAGUCGCCCUUCUCACACAGACAUGUGGUGCAAUCUCCGAACACACUGGGAAAAUGUGUACUAGGACAGGACGAUGCGUACAACACACUGAUGAACAAAGAAAAAAUGUGAGGGUUCUUCUACUAGGGGACACUGAGGACAUUCCAUGGCCGCCCAGUAUGCGACCUGAAGGAUCUUCAUUGGACCAAGAUGAUAUACACGUUGAUGUUGACGGUUAUGAAGAUAUUGAUGGUGGAUCUCUUUUAAGAGAGCUUACACCGAUACCCUGGGAACAAGAGUCAAAUAUGUCGACAGGCUCGGAUACUAUGAGUGGUCCGCCUGUUCCACCAUCGCCAGUUAUUUCUAAGAAAAAGAAAGGUAGAAAAACAAGAUCUCGCUAAAAGUAGAUAUCCAGUAUUACCUUCCACUUUUUGUUGUCGUUUUUAAAAAAGUAGACACACGUUUCGGAUGGGGUUAAAUGACUUUUUUUGUUAAAAAGUUUAAACGUUAACAUGGUUAUAGUCUCGAUAAAUAUGUGUGGAUUGGGAAAGCGAGACAAGCUGUGUUCAAACAUUGAGGUACACUUAUGUAUAAAAAUAGAGCAGAUAGCUGCAACACAUUUGUUAGCUGAUAGUCAUGUAAAUAUAUUUUUAAACAUUUUGUAGUUUUUUACUAGCUAUAGAAUUUCAAUUUUAUUUAAAACCAAUUUAAUAUUCCCUUA